AUGCCCAGUGUGCACCGGCAGUCUGUCCCUACAAUCGGCAUCGAUAACCCCGUGCUCGAAGCCGAGUACGACAUCGUCCGCCAUUGCACCGAAUAUCUGGUCAAGAGCGGACUCAGCGACGUGCACACGCCAUUACCAUCGGCGUCAUAUUUUAAUAGCAAUGUAGGAAACCCAAACGUGUUUACAUUCGACCACGAUGAGCUGAGUCUCUGUUCGAGAAGGGGCAGCUACUCCAUCGAAAGUACGAUCACAGGAUUGCAGCCCACUAAAUAUCCGCGGCGUGGGACUUAUGGACCUUCAAACUCGAACAACAGCUUAACGGUGCCGUCUUUGCGAAAAACUCGAAAUCUCGAAGCAGAAGGCGGUCAGGCGCUCCAUCCGGGUAUCUUUGGCGCCGGGGACGCCUCCGCCCCGCCACCGAGCCCAGGUCAAAUCAGCACGGCCUCUGCUUGGAGCGGGGUGAUCUUCCACAACUUCCGGCGAACCUCAGACGCCGGAGUCAGCGACUUCUCCAGGGUGUCAAACGUGAGUAGCAGCCUGUCGGAGCAUCUCCGGAACCUCGUGCGCGCCUUCAGCAGCCGCACGCAGAGGGUCAAGGAAAGCACGCUACAGCCGCCCAGCCCUUCCUCGAUCUCAGACUGCGAAAACUCAGACGCACUUUCCGCAAUAUCAGCUGAACCUCAAUUCAGACGUCGGCUGGAUUCGUUCUUUCCGGAGCAUGUCGAAGGCGAUACGGUUUCAGAGAUCGCGCGUUUCCGCGAAGAGCAGGAAAAUGAAAAGACGAAGAAAUAUGCGUUGCCGAGAUGGUUACGAAAGCUCCAAUUUCCGCAUGUAAUCGAACCACAAAGUAAGCUGUACCUAUUCUGGCUGUUUAUCGUCACGUGUGCAUUCUUGUACAACGCCUGGGUGAUUCCGCUGCGAGCCGCCUUUCCCUACCAGACAGACGACAAUAUCAUGUACUGGUUGAUAGCAGACUACACGUGUGACGUCAUUUACAUCCUUGAUAUCAUGCUGUUUAAAUCUAGGAUUAGCUUUCUGAACAGCGGUCUGAAAGAGACACAUCGAUCGAAAACAAGGGCAAACUAUUUCCGAAAACGCAUCUUCAAGUUUGACGUGGCCUCCCUGCUUCCCCUCGACCUUCUGUACCUGAUUCAGAUGAAGGUCAACCCGUGGUACCGUUUGCCAAGGUUACUAAAGGUCCAGACCUUUUGGGAGUUCUACUCGCGAUGCGACCAUCUCGUGCGAUCUGCCCAUGCUGUGCGGAUAGUCAAGACGAUCACGUAUAUGUUGUUCCUUAUUCACGUUGAGACGUGCGGCUACUACGCCAUAUCCGAGUAUGAGGGAUUCGGCUCCAAUCGAUGGGUCUACAACGGUCAGGGCAUAGCAUACAUACGCUGUUUCUAUCUGGCAACAAAGACGGCGACAUCCAUCGGCAACAAUCCCAAACCAACCAAUACGUUGGAGUAUUCUUUUAUGACAGUAUACUGGGUCUCCGGUGUCUUUGUGUUCGCGCUUCUGAUUGGUCAGAUUCGCGACAUUGUGGACGCCGCCAACAUGGUAAAGAGAACGUACACAAAGCGCAUGGACGCCGCGUUGAACUACGUGAAGAACAUGAACCUCCCAAAGGAGACGCAGGAUCGAGUGAGGACCUGGUUCAUAUACAACUGGCAGCAGCAGAAAGUCAUAGACGAGCGGCAGAUGAUGAACGCCUUGCCGAUGAAGCUCCGGAAGGACCUCGCUAUCCACGUGCACUUUAACACGCUUAGCAAGGUGAAGCUCUUCUCCGAUUGCGACAAGACGCUGCUCUACGACCUCGUGCUCAAGUUGAAACCCAUCUUGUACCUGCCCGGAGAUUACGUGUGCAAAAAGGGCGAGAUCGGGAAGGAGAUGUACAUCGUCAGUCAGGGGAUUGUUGAGGUGGUCGGCGGUCCAAACAACGCCCUCGUGUUAGCCACGCUUAGAGAGGGAUCCGUGUUCGGGGAAAUAAGUCUGCUUGCGAUGGCGGCAGAGGGUAACAGACGGACGGCGGACGUCCGUUGUAAGGGCUACACAAACCUCUUCAUUCUGUCGAAGGCGGAUUUUGAGGCGGCCAUGAAGGACUACCCCGACGCCCACAAGCUGCUGAAGAAACGAGCAAAAAAGCUGUUGCGAUUUAACGCGCGCAUCGAACGACAGAGCCAGAGUUCCAUUGACAACACAAAAAUCAACGCGCCAAACAUCAUCCGCAGUCCGCCUGGAACUCCGAAACUCCUGAAAACUGUCAUACAGGUUAUGGAUCCUGAUUCUACGCUGGUUCGGAAGUUGAGUAGCCGUCGACACUCCAAGAGUGCAGCCGGCGCGAUCGACAAGAGCGGGAACGACAAUAAGGCUUUUGAACCGUGCUUCGAUCAGACAAGUUCCACAGACGGGCCGGCGGACGCUGUCGAUUUAGCGGAAGCGUUUUAUGACGAUUUUCUCUCGAACAAAGACUGGAGCCGGGAGCAACUCGAACUGUUAUGGGGAGUCAGGAACCAAAAUGAAGAAUUGGAAGGUUUGCAAAACAAAGACGAGAGUGUGCCUGCCUCGGAAACAGAUGAUGACGAGUUCCUGAGCCUCGUUGACAGCAACGGCUCCCUAGCUGAAUUAAGGCAGCUCGAGGAAUCAGAGUCCGACGACAAUGACCUCUCCCCUACACCAUACGGCUACAAAUCCUCUGUGCCAUUUUCGUUUAGUCCGCCGGAUCAAGAGGAGGCGAAGUAUAUGUCCGUCGAUGCUGAAAUAAAAAAAAUAACCUCCGACAUGUUUGGCGAUAUCCAAUCAACCACAGUGGCGAGGUCGAACGCCUCUUCCGUCAGUCAACAGAGCCAACGGAAUGAGCAAGCAGCGACUGUGAGGAAAGGCUGCCUCAGUUUUAAUCUGUGGGAUGACAAAUAUGCUCAGGCCUUGGCAAAUGGUUUCACGAUAAUAAUUGACUCCGUUAAUGAUACCGGUACUGAUGUUGAUGAAAGUUAUUUGGGCGGUCUAAAUGCCAAUAAUAAAACAGAGACAGAUUCCGAAAGAAUGGAUCUAAAACUUUUACAGAAUGUUUCAUUCAGUGAAGAAGACGUAAGCACCAAUGCCGUUGGCAACGUUGAAACCGAUAUAUCCAGUAACACUUAUAACUCUGAUAAGAGUGAAAAGGCACAAAAACUACCACCUUUAUCUGGGUCUGUGUAUAGACAAAAUUCUAAAAGGUUACUCAUAAAGCCAGCAUUAGCCGGUAAAGCCAAACAGAACAAACAUAAAAUGAGCUUGAACAUUAGAGUUGACACCGAAAAGAUGAUCCAGAACUCGCCAUAUGGUAAAAGUUCUCAAAGAAGCAAAAGAACAAUUAAGAAAGUAAAAUCACAAAACAGCAUCGAUGAAACUUCAAAAACAACGAAACAGCAAAACUGCCAUUCCAUAAAUUCCGAUCCAAAGGAGUAUACACAAAGGUUUCACGGUAAAGAUCGUGUUUCUAGUAGAAACACAACGGAUGAUGAAUCAUCUUGUUUUGAGUUAAUAAAUCUUUGUCCCGUGUUUUCGAUACGUGUGGCAAGCGCUAUCGAAGACAAUGUCAUAGACAACUCGGCCGAGCAACAGAUCACGUGUGUGGCUGACAUCCAUCGCGAAAAGACGCUGUCCCCAAGCAACGACGCGGAUAAGCGGUUGUCCUCGACCCCUGAGGGGAUUGCACGAAGACAUCGGAAAAUAAGCGAUAUCUCAAUCGAUUCUGUGCUAAAAGACGGGAGGGAAACACCUGUUUAAAUAUACGACAUAUAUUAAGAAUGCUGUCAUUAAGAUUUGGCAGCCGGUGUUAUUGAUCGUUUCAAACAAAAUAUGGGCUAUAUAAAACUUUUGUUGUAGCCCGCAACCGAUAUUGAUUUAAAUUGAUGAUAUCAUUAAAUUGAAUUAUACUCGAAUGAACUGAGUUAUUAAAAAAUGAUAUGUUUGUUAAUACUUAAAAGAUUUAAAUUGCUCCGGUGGAAUAUUUAUUCUUACCAUCGUUAACGUCAAAACAAUUAUAUUAUUUUUGUUUUGAUGAGUUAACAUGUAUAACGUCGCUUUUUGGUGUAAUAGUAUAAGAUUCAGUAAAAUGUGCGGACAUCGGAUCCAAAAAUUGAUGUAAAAAUGUCUAUAUUUAAACUUUAAAUUGCUCAAUUUGAACCGGUUCGGCAAAUAACUGUCAUUCCGAUAACAAAUAAAUGCAUUGAUAAGUAUUAGCAUAAGAGAGUCGUCAUUUUAACUUUAGAAUCGCCUUUUUUCAUUCUAGUCAUAAUUUUGACAAGGUCACGUAUACGUACGAGGUUAAUCUCGGCAUUCGGUCUUUGACUGUAUUUAUCUUUCUUAACGAACUGACAAGCUUAUUGUAUGAAUUUAUAAUUAAUUUAUCUAUAUACUGAUAACAGGAUGAACCUUAAAAUAUGAGUUGUUAUUUUUUUGCUUAUGUUCAUUUUUUUAUUCAGAUUUGUAUGCAUAUGUGGGAGCAGUGGUCUAAUGGUAGGACGCCCCGACCACUGGAAUUUCCUUGAGCAAGAAAUUUAUCCCACAUCUGCUCCUCUCCACCCAGGUGUAUAAAUGGAUACCUGUGAGGGAAAUUAGCCAAUGUGCCGUGGCUGCAUACUGCGCCAAGAUAUUAACGGACAACUGUAAAGCGCCUUUGAACGCACAUCUCGAGUAUGAAAAGGGCGCUAUAUAAAUGUAUUAUAAAAAUAAAACAAUAUGUAAGCUGAAUAUUCACAGUCGAUUAUUUAUCCUUUUAAAACGCAAAUACAUAUGUAUGUUAACACGCAUUAUCAAUUAUUGUGUACGGUUUAAACUAAAU
Molecule: messenger RNA, 4822 nt
Organism: Dreissena polymorpha
Lineage: Eukaryota; Metazoa; Mollusca; Bivalvia; Myida; Dreissenidae
Exons: 19
Coding region: 1-3765 (1254 amino acids)
Biological process (GO): monoatomic cation transmembrane transport
Cellular component (GO): intracellular cyclic nucleotide activated cation channel complex; plasma membrane
Molecular function (GO): cGMP binding; intracellularly cGMP-activated cation channel activity; intracellularly cAMP-activated cation channel activity
Source: RefSeq, a predicted model, not a curated record